This is a messenger RNA of Eurytemora carolleeae, 1912 nucleotides long. RefSeq lists its product as uncharacterized. The coding region runs from base 323 to 877 and encodes 184 amino acids. The transcript has 7 exons. The record is from RefSeq and is a predicted model, not a curated record. NCBI's taxonomy places the organism in Eukaryota, Metazoa, Arthropoda, Copepoda, Calanoida, Temoridae.
GUAGUUGACAUUAUAAAACGAUAAAUUUGAUUAAAAAAAUUUGAAAAUAAAAUCAAGUCAAUUAAGUAAAUCAAAACAAUUAAUAAUUAGGUAAUCUAACGCAACCAUAAAUUGGUCAAUCAAUCAGGUGAUCUGACAUAUCUCUUAAUAAAUCAAUCAAUUAGGUGAUCUGGCACAUCAAUUAAUCAAACAAUUAAUUAGAUUAUCUGACAUAUCUAUUAAACAAUCAAUUAAUCAAUCAAUUAGGUGAUCAGACAUAUCUAUUAAUCAAACAAUCAAUCAAUUAGGUGAUCUGGCGCAGACAUUGAUUGAUCAAUCAAUUAUGCUGCUUCGGCACAGCAAGGAGUUUAACAAGAUUUCUCUCAGUGACCAGACUGAGCUACUUGAAUCAAAUCUGAUGACGAUUACACUGCUCUCAAUAUUUGAGGCAUACAACAGCAGUACCCACACUGUACUCUGGAAACUGACAGAACAAGAUUUCAACUUCUUAGCAAAAGAAGGAAUUAAGGUUCCCCAUGGUAGGGUUGUCUUUAGCCUCUCUGAUGCACUGAACAAGGUUGAUACGGACCUAACAGAUGAUUUGACAAAACUUUUCAAUUUUUUUGAUUAUUUUUCUCAAAUUGGGCUUCCACGUCCUUCCCUUUAUCUUCUUCUUCUUGUUGUGGUUUUCAAUCAGGAUUGUGUUGAUGUGAAGAAUAAGGAGGACGUGGAAAGUACAAGAAAAUAUUUUUUAUUUUCACUUUUUGAAAGCCUUGUUGCUUCAGAGGGGGUUCUGGGAGCAUGCUCCAUAGCAGCGAGGUUGCACACUGCUUUGAAUGAUCUCAAUCGAAUCGCGCAUAUUCUCGGCCAGAAAUUUAUAGAUGUGGAGGAAAGUUAGAAGAGAUAGAAGUGUGACUAGGAAUACUAGUUCAAUGGGGAAAUCUUUUAUUUCGCUAAAAAUUUCGCAUUUUUUUUACAUUCAGUUUUUAAGAAAAAUGCGAAAAUUAAUUUGUUUCGCUAUAAAAACAAAUAAUGAGAACGAAAUUUUUCGCGAAACAGAUAAUAGCGAAAUUUUUGCACUUUUUCUUUCGCGAAAUUGUCGGAUAUUUUGCUGUUUUUCUUUCCAAAAAAUUCCGAAAAAUUCAUUUUUGCAAAAAAGUUUGCCAAUAUGAAAGAAAAUUUUCGCGAAAUUUCGCACAUGUUUUCGUUAGCUGGAAAUCUUAAGUGUGACUGAGCUUUAACACAUUUUUGUCUAAAACAAUUAUUUGUUUUUAUACAACACAUUCCUUUAAUUGUUAACAUGUAAGGUAGAAAAUAUUUGGAUAAAUUGUGCAAAAGUAUACUUUUAUACCAGAAAAAUUAUGUAAUCCAAUAUUUAUCUUUUUUCUGUAAUUAAGAAAAAAAAUUUACUUUUUUAAAUAAGUCUUAUAAUACUGUAAACCCAUGACUUAGCUUAUUUAAAAAGAAUAUUUAGAAUUAACUUCUUGUUGAAAUGUUUAUUGUCGGUGUUUAAAUUCUUAUUCACAUUUUUUUCUAGUAAAUUCAGAAUAUAAUGUAAUGCUAUUUAAGAACUGAACUAAGGAACACACAACCAUCACUUUACAAUUUUAUAUUAUUGUCAGAAAACAAACAUUUUUUGAAAUUUUAAAAACUUAUAGUUCUUGGUAUUUAUUCUUUUUAAUUUUUACUCAUUAAUAAAGAUAAAUAGUGACCAAGAGAGUCCUAAAAAGUGUUAUUUCUGUAACAUUUAAAAAUAAUUAAAAAGAACCUAAGAAAUUAUAAAACCCUUCAUUUUGAUUUUUGACCAACACGUCAAAAUUGAAAUUAAUAUUAAUUUUUUUUUUCUGAAAAUCGCUGUAAAUAAUUCCGUACUAACAUGUUUUAACUUUAAUACUCAAAUGUCAAUUAUUUUUAUUGAGCUUCAUCUAUAAUC